Messenger RNA from Phaedon cochleariae (mustard beetle), 865 nucleotides. NCBI's taxonomy places the organism in Eukaryota, Metazoa, Arthropoda, Insecta, Coleoptera, Chrysomelidae. The record is from the annotation of a GenBank genome assembly.
AUGAUCGGUGAAUUGAUGAGGAACGAAGCAGAUAUUGGAGGAACAGCAUUAUUCUUUACGAGCGAUAGAGUUGACAUAAUAGAUUAUAUUUCUAUGACUACACCCACAAGAUCAAAGUUUGUCUUCAGGGAACCGAAGCUGUCCUACGUUACCAAUGUCUUUACUCUGCCAUUCGAUGACAAUGUUUGGGCUUCGACAAUCGCUCUAGUUAUCCUUAUGUGGCUGGUUUUAUUUAUUAUACUGAAGUGGGAAUGGGCCAAGAAGAAACAUUCACAAGAACCGGAGCCAUAUACUGCACCAGAACUUCAUGACUCCUCGUCGUCAACUAGUAUACAAACUUUGGAAGAUUUGCUCAAGUCCAGGCUUCAAGUUGGGGUGGAUGAUACUGUGUUUAAUCGAUUUUAUUUUCCAAAUUCUACUGAACCUAUUCGAAGAGCCAUUUACUUACAGAAAGUGAAGCCUCUAGGCAAGAAAGAGAAUUUCAUGACCAUGGAAGAAGGUGUAAGGAAGAUGAGGGAAGGACUUUUCGCUUUUCAUAUGGAGACAGGACCUGGUUACAAAUUAGUUGGAGAAAUUUUUCGCGAGAGUGAAAAAUGUGGGUUGAAAGAAAUCCAAUAUUUGCAAGUGAGCGAUCCUUGGUUAGCUAUACAGAAAAAUUCAUCCUAUAAAGAAUUUCUCAAAAUAGGGUAAGCAAUCUGUAUAGAAAUCCUUGGAACCUGUUUGAAUCGGCUAUUUCUCUCUUCAGCUUGAGGAAGAUACAAGAAAGUGGUUUGCAAUAUAGAGAAGUCAGUUUGAUAUACACCAAGAAACCUGCUUGUACUUCGAGGGGCUCUAGUUUCAUUAGUGUUGGUUUGGUCGACUGUUA